Triplophysa dalaica is the source of this 4920-nucleotide messenger RNA. Its product is annotated as threonine--tRNA ligase 2, cytoplasmic-like. Gene Ontology annotation, cellular component: cytoplasm; RNA polymerase II, holoenzyme. Bases 17 to 3640 code for a protein of 1207 amino acids. Gene Ontology annotation, biological process: threonyl-tRNA aminoacylation; mRNA 3'-end processing. Gene Ontology annotation, molecular function: RNA polymerase II C-terminal domain binding; ATP binding; threonine-tRNA ligase activity. The record is from RefSeq and is a predicted model, not a curated record. The transcript is spliced from 10 exons. NCBI's taxonomy places the organism in Eukaryota, Metazoa, Chordata, Actinopteri, Cypriniformes, Nemacheilidae.
GGAAGGUGAAGGAAAGAUGGCGUCUGGACCCGGAGCGGCCAGCAGUGGUCACGGCGGUGGCCGCGGCUCUUCGGCUGCUUUGGAGUCAUCGCUAGACCGCCGAUUUCAAGGAGUAACCAACACGAUGGAGUCCAUACAGGGAUUAUCCUCGUGGUGCAUCGAGAAUAAGAAACAUCACAGCGUCAUAGUGCGCUAUUGGAUGAAGUGGCUGAAGAAAUCGGACGCCAGUCACAGGCUGAAUCUCUUCUACCUUGCUAAUGAUGUCAUUCAGAACUGCAAGAGGAAAAACGCCAUCAUUUACAGAACCUCCUUCGCUGACGUUCUGCCAGUCGCCGCACUGUUGGUCAAGGAUGCUAAAGUGUGUAAGUCAGUGGAAAGGAUCUUCAGCAUUUGGCAGGAGAGGAACGUUUAUCCUGAGGAGUUGAUCUCUGAGCUAAAGACCAGCCUGCAGAAGAAGGAGAAAGGGAGAGAAAAGGAAAAAGAGAAAGAAAAGGAGAAAGAGAAAGAAAAGGAGAAAGAGAAAGAAAAGGAGAAAGAAAAGGAGAUAGAGCAGCCUUCUCCUGCUCCAGUAAACCCCCAAACUGCCUUGAAAUCAAAAAUUGUUGCAGAGUUUGUUCCGCUUGACUUUAUAGAGCACUUAGCAUUAUACAAGCGUUCACUGGAGGAGAGUGAUUUGAGGGAAAAACAGUUAGCUGCUCUCCGAGUGGACGUCUGCAGCAUCGAGGCCCUGAAGAGACUGAAAGAUAAAGCCGGAGGAAAUAAGUUCUCAAAAGACUUUGAGGAGGGAAGUUCAAAACUACAGGAAUUUGUGACUUUUCUUGAGGAUCAGGUGAAGUCAGGACCCUCGCUGCAGGAUGCUUUGGGAAACGCAGACAUCUUUUAUGAAAUGCAGUAUAAAGAAGUUAAAAUUGUUGCAAAUGCUUAUAAGGCUUUCGGCAACCGUGUUUCUGGUCUAAAGCGUAAACUGGAUGCUCUAAAAGCUACUCUGCCCAGUCUGGAUGACUCUCCAAUCCCAUCACCCUCCGAGGACGCCCCCUCUCCUACCGGCUCUGAGUCGCCCUUCCACGGCUUGAGCUCCAGGAGCAGCGUAGGUAUCGGGGUCAGAGAUGGAGAAAGAGGGUUGGAGCAGCAGAAAGACAAUAGAGAUAUUGAGGACAUGGACAUGUCUGAGGAGGAGGAAACAACAGCAAACACUGGUAUCAUUGUUGAUGGGAGGAAGGAGAAAUUGUCCAAGACAAAUCCAGCAGCCUCAAAAAGCUCUCCGGUCGCCACUUCCAAACCACCAGAAAUCUUGGCAACUCCAACAAAGACAGUAUCUGGGUCUGUAACAAAUCAGACAUCCCCUGCAAAUACCACACCCAACACACCUGGGCCUGCCCCUGUGGUUAGCCCCUCCCCCCUGCAGGUAAACCUGGCCAAUGUGGAUCUGGGCAAGAUCAGCUCUAUUCUGAGCUCCCUCUCCAACGCAAUGAAAACCACGGGUGUGAGUCCUGUUUCUCGUCCUUCCCCUGGUACACCCACUACACCAUCCAGCCAAGCGUCAUCCUCAAAAGCUCCUUCAACCCCUGGUGGCGUUCCCUUAUCCAACCCUCUGGCUAGCAUCCUGUCCAAAGUGGACAUCUCCCCCGGGAACAUCUUGAAUGUUCUAGCUAAAUCACAGACUCAUAGCUCCAACCGGCAGGGUUUAUCUUCUCUCCUUUCCUCAGCUCGUUCUGGCUCUCUCAAAACUACAGACGCCCUCCCCUCUUCAUCCAUAUCCUCGUCAUCCACUUCAACUAUUGCUCCAAAAGUGACCUCCCCCACAACCACCCCAACAACACCGAAGACCCCAAAGCCCACGGGCAACAAUUUCAAGCGAGAGUCUGAGCAAGAGAAAGGUAAAGAGUGGGAGAAGAUGAAAGAAAAAGAGCGAGAACAAAAAAGGAAAGAAAAGGAGACACAAAGUGCAAGAGAGGCUGCCAUGUCUGCUCCAGCACUGCCCAGCCUGGAAUCUAAGAUAAACAGUUUCCUUCAGGGAAAUCCUGGUUUUGGUGCUCUUGGUCUCGGCCUGGAUGAUGUGGGAAGCAAUAGCCCACUUCUUGUUGGUGGGGAUAACCUUGAUGGCACCCCUGUCCGAGAUGAAAGUGGUAGCACCCCUACCCAGGAUGAAAUCAUGGACACACCCCAUGUUCUCAGUGACCCUCAAAGUGCAGGGUUACCUGGAGGUCAAAAUCUUUCACCUACAGCAUAUCACAAUGAUCCCUGGGAUGCAGUUAUCACUCCACGAGACGUUUUGGGAGAGAAUGAGCGGAAAGACAGGGAUUACCGCACACCACCAUCCUCCAGACAUGCCGUCUUCAGCCCAAAUCCUACUAAACCAGUUAAGCCCAUGACCAAAACCAAAGAGGAAGAAGUGGUAAAGAGAAAAAUAGUGGGACAGAACAUUACAUCAGCUUCCACCAUGCAAGAUCAGAAAAUAAAAGGAAAGACGGACAGUUCUAGUGUGAAAAGUGCAGCAUCUCGCAAACCAAGUGGUGGUGAGGAUGGAAUGGAGAAGAAAACCUCCGCUAAUAAUGGAGAGCCCUAUCAUCGCAUUGAGACUCUUGUUUCUUCAACCUCCAAUGAGGGGGCGCCAAUCGAGACUCUUGAUUAUGGCAACCGCAUCCAAACGGUGGAAAGUAUUCGCGUGACUGGAAGAGGCUUGAGGAGAGGGAGCAGUUCUGGUGCUAGAGUGGGUGGAGCCUGGUAUGAAGAGGAGGAGUUUAUGGAAGCACCACCUCCACGCCAAUCUGACAGCCAUAGCUCUGAGAAUUCAGAGGAGCUAAGAUUGGCCCCUCCUCUUCCUCCCCAUCCACCUCCUCCAACUCAUCUUCCACCUUCGUUACAGUACCCACCUCCGCCGUAUGCUAAUGAGGACCCUACCCGACCUCCUCUUACUCAUGCCAUUCAUCAGCACCACCCUCCCCCUCCAUUCUUUUCCUCCCCUUCCAUUCCUCUAAUUCCACCACCCCCCUUACCACCCAUCCCUCAAGCCCCACCCCCGCCCAGAGACUUCCCCCUCUCCCCAACCUCCACCGUCAUGGUCGGUGGCAUCCUUGUACCCAUAGAUCGUGUUCUACCUUUUCCACCCCCUAAUCUCCGUCAAGAUGGAGUGGAGCGUGGAGUUGGCAGUAGUGGUAGUGUCCUUCCAAGGGGCAACAAGUCCCAACACUCUUCCUUACUAGGUGAACCCCCUCGACCAGGUACAGUAAAAGAGCAGUUUGCCCUGCACCACGCCCCACCUCUUCAUCGCCCUGGAACCCCUGGAGUUCCCCCACCACUCCUAGGCAGAAUUCGAGAAGGCCCCACCCCACCAUCACCCUCUACCCCAACCACACCUACUCUUCCUUCUCCAGCUGGAGAACCACGUCCACUCCUGUCUAUCCCCAGCCGCAAUUCUGUCAACACCCCAAAUCAGAGACCCCGCCGCCAGUCCUCUCCUCAGCCCUUUCUGCACUUCCCAAACCAGCAUCGCACGUUUCGCUCUCCUCACUUUUCCAGAGGGCCCCCAUCUUCCCUUAAUCGUGAUUCCCUACUGCCAGGUACGAAGCGCUCUGCUGCCGGUUUCGGUGGAGGCCCUUUUAACACACCUAAAAGACCAUUCAUGCCCCCUCGUUAUUAGUUGCUUACAAUGAGUGCAAAACACUCUACACGACCUGCCAUAGGUAGUGCAGUACAAGCUAGCAUCACCUGCGGAUUACAGAGUGAGACUUAUACCGCAUGUACAUAGACAUGCACCAACACCCCACGCCCGAGAGCAGCCACAUGUUACAGCACUUCCCCUGUAAAGAAACGUUUUCAAUUAGUCUAGGGAUGAACUAGGAGGUGAAUCCAGAACCAUCUGUGGAAUAUGAAGAAAAUCAAAAGGUGGUUAUCUUGUUCAGUUCCAGUUGGUGUAAUGUGUGAGAAUGGAUGUGGUUUGCAUGGGUGUGUGUGGUCAGAUAACCUGACGAUUUGUAAAUAGAAAUGUUUAUCUAGUCUUUCCUUCCAGUAACUGUUUCUCCUUUACUUUCUCACCCUAUAACACUUGUUUUCUGUGGUUUCCAAUGUUAAACACUUUUCUGCUGUUGAUAGGUCACAGAGGACUGUUUUUCGUCUGUUUAACCUCUGUUACACUCUCACUGUGAGCAAGUGAAUUCCUAUUUUUUUCUUGAGUGAUUAAAUUAUUGUCGUAGACUAAAUACAGUAACUGGGCAACCAUGAUGGCAUGUAGUGACCUUUAUGCUCCUUGCAACCGCUUUGUCAGCCUUCACCAAGAUGUGAAAAGUUUGGCACAAUUUCCUUACAGUUAAAGUUAAAAUAUUCAUAGCAUAGCCACUCACUUGUUCAAAGUGCUUUCAAUAGUCAUCUUGCGAUUUAUUUCCAAUAGAGUUCUUCCAUGUAUUCUUAUUAAUAAAAGCAUUGUGAUGGGAAACAUGAACGAAAGGAAGAAGACUGUCUUUACAGGUGGCGUCAUGCUUUAUUCAAGAACAAAUGUAAUUUGUUUUAUUUAAUGUUCUCCUGUUAAGUCCUAUAACCUGGUUAAAUGUGUUUCAUGUGUUAACAAACAGCUUUAAAUAGCUUAAUUUGGUAGUUGAGGAAGUUUUGUUUGGUUUCAUUCAUUAAUUUUCUGCACUGUUUCUGAUUGUUUAUCUCUUUUUUUUUUUUUUUUUUUUCAAAUCGGUCCAUUCUUCAAUUUAAGACCAUACAUUUAGAACACCAUGUUCAGAUGAUUCAAAUUGUGAGUGUUCUAGACACAAGAGUGACACUAUCAUGGAUUGCAUCUUCAGAAUGUGAUGUCACUUUUGCAAUGUUUGAAAAGCUACAGCACACAGAACAUCCUGCAAUGUAGAUACACUGCUAUUUAAGCAAAAGCGUGACUUGUCACUAUCUAAUUGUGAAUAUAAACUGUACAUUGUUGUA